GGGAAUUCGAGUAUCUUACCUUACAAGCUUCUCCAUUUUCCCCCUUUUUUUAAACCUAAUAAUAAUAAACCCUAACCCAACCCAACCCAACCCAACCGUCGUCGUCUUCAUCAAAUCAACAUACGUUUUCCCCAAAUCAAUCAAGUAAGUUCUGAAUCUCAACAUUUUCAUCAUCAAUUAGAAUUAGGUUGAAAUGACGGUUUUAAGGUCCAGAAAAACUCAACCUCCUAAUGUUGAAAUCGAACCCUCAACACCCGCAAAGGAAGUUGAGGCUUCGUCUUCUUCAUUUCACAACACCCAUACUUCAGAUUCCAAUCUUGGCUUGAGACGCAGUGCCAGACUCUCUUUGAAUCGGACUUCGUUUAACAAUAAUGCUGCUGGUAGAUGUAAAAGAAAGGCUGUAAAUGAUGAUCUAGAUAAAGAGUCUGCUACUGUUAGGCUUCCAUUAGACUUAGAUACUCCUGUGAAGGCCCCAACUUUAGACGUUCAAGACAGUGACGUAGGAAACCGAUGUUUACGACUGCGGUCCGGCAAGAAACUUGUCAAACCAGAAGCUAACAAGAAUGAAAAGGAAACACAAGUUGAGGCUAAUAUUGAUGGAGUUAGUGAAGGGUGUGUUGUAAUUGAGGAAGAACAGGUGCCGGUUGAUUGUGAACAAAUGGAUGUUGGUGUCAAUGGUGCUGUUAAAACGGAUAGGAAUGAAGAAAAGGGGAAAGGGAAAAUAGUUGAGGGUAGUUCAUCGUCGGAUUUCAGUGUUACGGAUUAUUUGAACGAUGCGGAUGAUUUGGUUGUGGGACCUGAAGAAGGCGGUUUGAUGGAUACUGUAAUGGCUGAGUCUAGCAAUAAAAUCGAUCCUAAAGAACGGUUUAAGAAUGUAGCCAAAGUGAACGCAUCACGGUUUGCGCAUUUCUCUGUUCAAGAGGAAGAUGAAGAAGAUGCGGAUGAAGAUGAACUCGAACCACAAACGGAACCCAACGGUGACGUGGAGGAUUGGCCCGGUCCGUUUUCAACUGCUAUGAAGAUAAUCAAAGACCGAUCUUCAAACACGUCGACUGAACAGGCGAAGAAGAGUGAAUCCGUUCCGGUGAUAUGGGUUCCCAAGAAAAACAACCAGGAUCGGUUUGUGAACGUGCCACCAUCGUUAGAAGAGUUAUGCAUGGAAAUAAUGGCUGAAAAUGUCGAUGCGAUAACGUCACUUGAAAGCGUGCCUGAUGCACUUAGACACAAGCUUACACAAGCACUUUGUGACUCGAGAAAAAUGAACCACCAUUUUUUUAACCUGCUUGCAAGCCGGUCUCCUUCUGAGAUACGUAUAAAAGAUUGUUCGUGGUUAAACGAGGAGCAAUUCACUAAAACGUUUGAAGCAAUUGAUGCUAGUAAUCUCACUGUACUACAACUGGAUCAGUGUGGAAGAUGUUUACCAGAUUAUGUUUUAUACGAUACAUUGACUCAUUUCCCUAGUAAACUGUCUGCGUUAACUAACAUAUCGUUGAAAGGUGCAUGCCGGCUUUCGGACGCUGGGCUAAACGCUCUAAUCACUUCUGCAUCUUCGUUACGAUCGAUUAAUCUCAGGUGCUGUUCAUUGCUCACGUCCAAUGCUAUCAACAACUUAGCUGAUAAGUUAGGCUCGGUGCUUAACGAGUUGUACAUUGACGAGUGUUUCGGUAUUGAUGCUAAAAGGAUUCUUCCCGCAUUGUUUAAGCUACAACAUUUGGAAGUGCUGUCUAUCUCUCGGUCUGAAACCGUUAACGAUUCUUUCAUCACACAAUUUGUCGCUGUUCAAGGUCAUAAAAUGAAAGAGCUUGUGUUGGCAGAUUGCACGAAAUUGACCGAUAGAGGGUUAAAAGCCAUUGCAACAAGUUGUCCUGAUUUAUGUGCAAUAGAUUUGACCAAUGUGUGUAAGUUGACCGAUGCAUCACUAGGACAUCUUGCUAAUGGUUGUCAAACAAUUCAAACGAUGAAAUUUUGCCGUAACACAUUCAGUGAUGAAGCUGUAGCUGCAUAUCUUGAAGCCCGUGGAGGGUCUUUGACGGAACUAUCGCUAAAUCAUGUUGAUAAGGUUGGUAACCACACUGCUCUAUCACUUGCCAAACAUGCGAAAAAGUUGCAAUGUCUGGAUCUGUCUUGGUGUCGGGAAAUGACAGAUGAAGGGCUAGGAUUGAUUGUAGAUAGCUGCUGCUUAUCGCUGAAAAUGCUGAAAUUGUUUGGGUGCACUCAGAUUACAAAUGUGUUUACACAUGGACACUCGAAUGAAAAUGUGAAAAUUGUUGGUUUGCAAGGAAGUCAAAUAUUGAAGAACAUUGUGGCUCCUGAUCUUUUACCAUUACGGUACUCAUCGGUCUGAGUUGCGGCACAGCAUAUGGAGUUUUGUCACCUGAUGUAUGCAUUUUGUAAUAGCCAUGGGGAACGUUCUCUCUUUUGUUGUUGAUGAACGGUUUGUUGCACUUGAAAUUGUAACUUGGUGUUUUUUUUUUGGAACAUGGUGUUAUAUUUUGAAUGAUAUAACACAUUUUGAUUGCGGGUUA
This is a messenger RNA of Helianthus annuus (common sunflower), 2525 nucleotides long. RefSeq lists its product as uncharacterized. The record is from RefSeq and is a predicted model, not a curated record. Gene Ontology annotation, cellular component: SCF ubiquitin ligase complex. NCBI's taxonomy places the organism in Eukaryota, Viridiplantae, Streptophyta, Magnoliopsida, Asterales, Asteraceae. The transcript is spliced from 5 exons. Bases 194 to 2344 code for a protein of 716 amino acids. Gene Ontology annotation, biological process: SCF-dependent proteasomal ubiquitin-dependent protein catabolic process.